AUGCUGAUUCGGCGAGCUUUAAGAAGAUUUGCAACCCGAGAAGAAGAACUUGCAAAGCUACAACAAAGCUUGCCAAAAGAUCAAUUUUAUCAGCACCCUGACAAGCAAUAUAUCCACCCUACAAUGAAAGUAAAAAGCUCUUUAAAAGAAAAUUUCGCUGAUAUGAAAAAUCAAUUUGGCCAAGACUAUAAAACUCCAGAUGAAAAAUAUGAUUUACAUGUUCCUCGAGCUGGAACUCCUGAAGGUGGAAAAACGCAAUAUGAAAGAUUCCAUGAGAACAAUAACUUUCAGCAGGCUAGAAAUGUUAUGAAAUUUAUCGGAUUUUUAAUUGUUUUAGGAUCAGUCUAUAUAUACAGAAGCGUGCAUAAAGCAAUGACCAGGGAGAAGCUUGAGCGUGAGAAUAUUAGGGAAAUUGAAAAAGUCAGGCGUGAAAGAAAUGAACAAAUAGAAAAAUUAUUGAAAUCAAGAAGACAGGCCAUUGAAGAACUCAAAAGAGAAAAAGGGGUUUUAAAUAAGUAA
Messenger RNA from Blepharisma stoltei, 519 nucleotides. The record is from the annotation of a GenBank genome assembly. NCBI's taxonomy places the organism in Eukaryota, Ciliophora, Heterotrichea, Heterotrichida, Blepharismidae.